CUGUAGCUGAGCAGUGAGGAGGAGUGAGCAGAAUCAGGCCUGCACACCUGACCUCUGCUGUUUGCAUUCACACCUGUUUGGUGCUCAUUCCUGCUUCUGAAAAUCACCUGAGGACAGGCCCCUUUUGUUGCCAACUCUAUUUUCCGGGUCAAGGGUUUUUCCUGGCAAUGUCAGCUCUGGACUGUUGCUACUGCAUCUUGGUAAUGGAGGAGAUCACAGAUUUUUUUACAGCACAAUAAAACUAGAUUUGGGCAGAAGGUGAAUGAAACCUGCUCUCAGAAUAUCUUGUUAUUCUUGCUACAACUUGGCUUCCAGGCUAAAGCAGAAUAAACACAAUCCUGCCUAGAGGAAAGCACUUACUAGAACUCUUUGGGACUGUGUUCUGCUACAUUGCUUUAUCCCUGACAUUUUUCAAGAUAACAAAAAGAAGACAAAAAGGAAAAGGAAAAAAAAAAACAGUCUAGUAGGACACAGAAAUCAUACACAGAAGAAAACAAAGGAAAAUCCAGACUGCUUCCAGAAAAUAGAGAUUUCCAAUUUUCUGGAGAAAUGAUUUCAUACAUGGAGAGAAAGCUUGCCUUUCUGACUUACAUGAUCAUUUUGAUGUAAAGGAUCGUCUUUGUUUCAAGAUUUAAUUUCCUGGGGCUUAACCCUUUGGCCCUCCUAAGAGGACACAGUAUUUACAAUCCAGUCUUUGAAAGCAUCUGAGGAGUGUGGAGGAGGAGGAGGAGAAGGAAAAGGAGAAGGAGGAGGAGAAGAGGAGAGGAGGAGGGAAAGAUAGAAAGAGAGAAAGAUUGCUUGCUACCCCUGAACAGUGACCUCUCUCAAGACAGUGCUUUGCUCUUCAGGUAUAAGUGUUCUUCAAAUCUAAAAGAGACCACCUUAUGUCCUGUGGCAAUGCAAUGCUGCUACCAGUUUAAAGAGAAAAGAGAAGCUCUGGUUUUCCCACAGAAGAAUCACUUGUCUUGUGAGUGGUGUGCACACUGUGAUGGAGACAGGAUGCCUGGAUAUGAACUUUGAUGACAAUAUCAAUGGAAGUAGAGCUUUCAGCACACUAAAUCCUGGAGAAAUGGCUUUUGUGCAUACCACAUGCUUGUGUUUCAUUCUUCUUUGUACAAUAACAGGCUAUUCUUUGGAGAUAAAAGUUAAUCCUCCUCAGGAUUUUGAAAUAUUGGAUCCUGGAUUACUUGGUUAUCUCUAUUUGCAAUGGAAACCUCCUGUGGUUAUAGAAAAAUUUAAGGGCUGUACACUAGAAUAUGAGUUAAAAUACCGAAAUGUUGAUAGCGACAGCUGGAAGACUAUAAUUACUAGGAAUCUAAUUUACAAGGAUGGGUUUGAUCUUAAUAAAGGCAUUGAAGGAAAGAUACGUACGUAUUUGUCAGAGCAUUGUACAAAUGGAUCAGAAGUACAAAGUCCAUGGACAGAAGCUUCUUAUGGGAUAUCAGAUGAAGGAAGUUUGGAAACUAAAAUUCAGGACAUGAAGUGUAUAUAUUAUAACUGGCAGUAUUUGGUCUGCUCUUGGAAACCUGGCAAGACAGUACAUUCUGAUACCAACUAUACCAUGUUUUUCUGGUAUGAGGGCUUGGAUCAUGCCUUACAGUGUGCUGAUUACCUCCAGGAUAAUGAAAAAAAUGUUGGAUGCAAACUGUCCAACUUGGACUCAUCAGACUAUAAAGAUUUUUUUAUCUGUGUUAAUGGAUCUUCAAAGUUGGAACCCAUCAGAUCCAGCUAUACAGUUUUUCAGCUUCAAAAUAUAGUUAAACCAUUGCCACCAGAAUUCCUUCAUAUUAGUGUGGAGAAUUCCAUUGACAUUAGAAUGAAAUGGAGCACACCUGGAGGACCCAUUCCACCAAGGUGUUACACUUAUGAAAUUGUGAUCCGAGAAGACGAUAUUUCCUGGGAGUCUGCCACAGACAAAAAUGAUAUGAAGUUGAAGAAGAGAGCAAAUGAAAGUGAAGAUCUAUGCUUUUUUGUAAGAUGUAAGGUCAAUAUAUAUUGUGCAGAUGAUGGAAUUUGGAGCGAAUGGAGUGAAGAGGAAUGUUGGGAAGGUUACACAGGGCCAGACUCAAAGAUUAUUUUCAUAGUACCAGUUUGUCUUUUCUUUAUAUUCCUUUUGUUACUUCUUUGCCUUAUUGUGGAGAAGGAAGAACCUGAACCCACAUUGAGCCUCCAUGUGGAUCUGAACAAAGAAGUGUGUGCUUAUGAAGAUACCCUCUGUUAAACCACCAUUUUCUUGACAUAGAGCCAGCCAUCAGGAGUCAUAUUAAACUCAAUUUCUCUUAAAAUUUCAAAUACAUCUUCUUGAAAAUCAGUGUUUGUCCUAAUAGUGUUGGGUUUUUGACUAAAGUGAUGGAUAUAUAUCUC
This is a messenger RNA of Mus caroli (Ryukyu mouse), 2364 nucleotides long. NCBI's taxonomy places the organism in Eukaryota, Metazoa, Chordata, Mammalia, Rodentia, Muridae. The record is from RefSeq and is a predicted model, not a curated record.